Phragmites australis (common reed) is the source of this 1024-nucleotide messenger RNA. RefSeq names its product early nodulin-like protein 18. NCBI's taxonomy places the organism in Eukaryota, Viridiplantae, Streptophyta, Magnoliopsida, Poales, Poaceae. The coding region runs from base 107 to 805 and encodes 232 amino acids. Gene Ontology annotation, cellular component: plasma membrane. The transcript has 2 exons. The record is from RefSeq and is a predicted model, not a curated record. Gene Ontology annotation, molecular function: electron transfer activity.
UCUCUUUAGAGCUCCAUCACUCUUUUCCAGCUCCCAACUCCCAAAAGAGACAUCCACCAGAAGAGCAUCUCCAUCUCUUCCCUGAGAGGCAACCAACCAAGUACCAAUGCUGCUCUCCGGCCGCGGAAGCUUUCUCCUUCCAUGCCUCGCCGUGGUGGCCGCUCUGGCCAUCGCCCCGCGCGCCGCCGACGCGUACAAGAACUACACCGUCGGCGACGACAAGGGCUGGUAUGACGGCCUCGCCCUGCCGGGGGUCGACUACCAGGAGUGGGCCGACGGCAAGAACUUUAGCCUCGGGGAUUUCCUCAUCUUCAACACGGACAAGAACCACUCGGUGGUGCAGACGCGGAACGGGACGCUGUACAAGAGCUGCGACUACAACGACUCGGGCCCCGACGACACCGUCGAGUGGUCCGCCGCCGCGCCCGAGUUCAGCAAGGACGCCGUCACCGUCGCCGUGCCGCUCCUGAAGGAAGGGCGCACCUACUUCUUCUCGGGCAACUACGACGGAGAGCAGUGCGAGAACGGCCAGCGCUUCGCAAUCGACGUGGCCCACGGCCAGGGCCUGCCCCCUGAUCUCAGGUCGCCGGCCGCCGACGCGCCGGCGCCCUCGGCCGGGCCCGCCGCAGCAGACGGCGCGGCCGUGCUCGACUUCAGCCACCCCAAGAACGUCACCACGCCGAGCGCGUCGGACGACGACCCGAGUAGUAGUAGUGGUGGCAGCACUUCGGUCUCGAGUCGGACGCUAGUCUGGCUCGGGCCUGGUCUGGCCGUGACACUGGGCGCUGUGCUCUUCGCGGUGUAGGUGCCUGCGUGUGACACGUGUACACGGAGAUUUAGGUCUCCUUUUUGGCUCGUAUGGCUUGUUAUCUUAGCCAGAUUCAUUUGAGCCGGUCUAGGUUUAUAUAGUGCUAUUUAUUUGUUUAGUGUAUGUGUUUAUUUUAGUUCAAAAGAGAUUGUCUUUGAUUAUCUGUAUGCGUAUAUGUUGUAUAAGAUUAAAAUAAAAAAGUAAGUGUUAACCUAA